UCGACACACGCGACUCUCAAUGUCAACCUCUGUAAACAUUCAACACAGAGUCAGCCGAGAUGGACGGUGAUCCAGCUGUCGAGUCGCAGCUAGAUGGCUUCAGUCUCGUGCUUCCGCUUCCGUAUCGUGUUGCUUUGAUCAUUGUUUUGGGUGUUUGGGCUUGGGGGCUGAAUCUACACUACCUGCACUUGAUCAAGAUUGACGUGCCAUCCCUCAUCCGCUAUCCCGCUCGUAAUUCUCCCACCGAACCACCGCACCAUUUCUCGACAUACCGCCUUGCGACAAUCUUAACUAUACCCCUCGCUUUCUCGCUGUUCCUCUUCUGGGUCAUCACUCAUGGCAAUCCCGCCUCGGUCGCAAACUGGGAAAUACUACCCAAUCUAUACCUGCUCGUACUAGUACUUGCAUUCGUUCUGCCCAUCCAGCGCGUCUCACGCAGUGGCCGCUACCGAACUCUCGCUACCCUGAAGCGGAUCAGUAUAGGCGGCUUGGCCGAAGCCCACGAUGGCAAGUUUGGAGAUGUUCUCAUGGCAGAUGUCUUGACGAGCUAUGCAAAAGUCAUGGGAGAUUUGUUCAUUGCUCUCUACAUGUUGUUCUCCUUUGGAAGGAGUUCGACCGAAAAGCCAGACCGACAGGCUGGAGGACAAUACUUGGUGCCAUUCAUCAUUGCCAUACCCAGCAUGAUCCGCUUGAGACAAUGCUUGAUUGAGUAUUUCAGAGUUCGCAAGGCUAAUGCAAAAGCUGGAGGCAUCGGUGCUCAUGGCUGGGGUGGUCAACAUCUAGCCAACGCGCUCAAAUAUUCUAGCGCUUUUCCCGUCAUCGUUCUGAGUGCACUGAUGAGAGGCUACGACCCAGCCAAGAUUGGCAUGUCCGAGGCCGGACUGUUUCGUCUAUGGUUGUUCUUUGUGUUUGUCAACUCAUUCUAUUCGUUUUACUGGGAUGUCACAAAAGAUUGGGAUUUGUCUUUGUUUUCGACGUCCAGAGAGAGGAACGAUCCAGAGCACCCGUGGGCUCUUCGUCGAAACCGCUACUUCCAUGCCAAAGAGAUGUACUAUGGUGCUAUCUGCUUAGAUCUGAUGCUUCGUUGUACGUGGAGUCUAAAGCUCUCUCCGCAUUUGGACCAUUUCAACGAUUUGGAGGGCGGCAUCUUCGUGAUGGAAUUGCUCGAGGUGCUGCGACGCUGGAUAUGGAUCUUCUUCCGUGUCGAGACCGAAUGGGUGCGCAACACCCGUGGCCCGGCGCCAGACGACAUCCUUCUCGGCGAUUUUUCUCCAAACAAGAUAGACGAGGAUUGA
Messenger RNA from Aureobasidium subglaciale EXF-2481, 1295 nucleotides. RefSeq lists its product as uncharacterized. Bases 60 to 1295 code for a protein of 411 amino acids. Gene Ontology annotation, cellular component: cytoplasm; membrane. The transcript has 5 exons. NCBI's taxonomy places the organism in Eukaryota, Fungi, Ascomycota, Dothideomycetes, Dothideales, Saccotheciaceae. The record is from RefSeq and is a predicted model, not a curated record.